Molecule: messenger RNA, 2715 nt
Organism: Fraxinus pennsylvanica
Lineage: Eukaryota; Viridiplantae; Streptophyta; Magnoliopsida; Lamiales; Oleaceae
Source: the annotation of a GenBank genome assembly
AUGCCAGAAAUCGAACUAGAAUCCCGAGAACAGCAAGACCCAGUAGAAAUGUUCAUGACUUUAGACAACUGGCCGACGCCAACUCAAAAUGAUGCCAUCGAUGAGGGUUCCUCUUCCUCCCCUGUCUCAACUUCUACUGACACAUACUUGGUGGGUUUCGUGAUCGUGAAUGUUGUGGGCCUGCAGUAUUACCAAGGUAGGAUUAGCGGUCGCGAAAUGGUGGGUUUAGUCCGUGAGGAAUUGAACCCGUAUGAUGAGAAUGCCAUUAAAGUUCUCAACACGAGGACGGUGCAGGUGGGUCACAUUGAGCGUGGUGCCGCAGCCGUUUUGUCUCCCUUGAUCGAUGACCAUUCGAUCACUGUUGAAGGCAUCGUGCCAAAGCCACCAGGGAAAGGAAGCAGAUUUAAGAUUCCCUGUCAAGUUCACAUAUUUGCUAGGAUAGAGGAAUUCGAAAGAGUAAAAUUGACAAUUGCUAGAGGUGGAUUACAAUUGAUUUCGGAAACCAGUGCAUCUUUUACAUUAUCGGAGGCAGUAGCAGUGAAAGAAACAAAAAGUACUUUUGAGGCGAAGAGUGUGGAUGAAAUGUUCAAAAUGCUGGACAUGAAAGUUUGUAACAAAGGGACGUUGGAAGCGUUGGAGCCACCAAAAGACGUGAUAAAAUCAGAUCUUUUUUUGCAUCAAAAGGAAGGAUUAGGCUGGUUGGUUAGCAGGGAGAAUUCGUGUGAGCUACCUCCAUUUUGGGAAGAAAAAAAUGGGGUUUACGUGAAUGAGUUGACUAAUUACCAAACUGAUACAAGACCUGAGCCUAUACGAGGUGGCAUUUUUGCAGAUGACAUGGGAUUGGGCAAAACUCUCACCUUGCUCUCGUUGAUUGCUUUUGAUAAACAUGCUCAUGAUGUGCAUGCAUUUGCUAAUACUAGCAACAUAGAGGAUAAGAAAGAUGAGCAAUUAGAUGAAGAGGAACCCAUUGUAAUAUUUGGUCAAAAGUCAAAGAGGGGAAGAGGGAGCAAAAAGCCUACUAAUACGCAGAAAAAACAAAAAAUUGACAAUCACAAUGCCAGCACAAGGGGGAAAUCAGUUUUUAGCACAAGGGGGAAAUCAGUUUUUACUUCAGAUAAAUCUUAUGAUUGUGUGGGGCCGAGAACAACAUUGAUUGUUUGUCCACCUUCUGUAUUUUCAUCGUGGAUAACGCAGUUGGAAGAGCACACGUUACGGGGCAGUUUGAAGGUGUAUAUGUAUUAUGGAGAACGGACUAAAGAUGCUAAAGAGCUUCAGAAGUAUGAUAUUGUACUAACAACCUACACUACCUUGUCUUCUGAGGAAUCCUGGGAGCAAUCUCCUAUUAAGAAGAUUGAGUGGAGACGAGUUAUUUUAGAUGAAGCUCAUGUGAUUAAGAAUGUGAAUUCUCAACAAAGUCGUGCAGUCACUAAUCUGAAUGCUAAGCGGAGGUGGGUUGUUACUGGGACACCUGUACAAAAUAACUCUUUCGAUUUGUUCUCCUUAAUGGCAUUUUUGAAGUUUGAGCCAUUCUCAAUUAAAGGCCUCUGGAGUAGUUUGAUACAACGCCCACUUGCUCAAGGAGAUGAGAAGGGUAUCUCUAGGCUGCAGGUUCUAAUGGGAACAAUGUCUUUGAGGAGAACAAAAGAGAAAGGUUUGGUUUGUUUGCCAUCUAAAAGCAUAGAGACCUUCUUCGUGAACCUCUCUGAAGAAGAGCGUGAGGUUUAUGAUCAGAUGGAAGGGGAGGCCAAGAAUAUUGUUCAGGAAUACAUUUUGGAUGACAAUGUAAUGAGAAACUAUUAUACUGUGCUCAGCAUACUUUUACGACUUCGUCAAAUUUGCACGGAUAUGGCCUUGUGCCCUUCAGAUCUUAAAGCUCUACUUCCACCAAGCAAAAUUGAAGAUGUGAAGAACAACCCAACAUUAUUGGAAAAAUUGCUAUCAGUGUUACAAGAUGGGGAAGAUUUUGACUGUCCAAUUUGCAUAUCUCCACCUACUAAUACUGUCAUUACAUGUUGUGCUCACAUCUUUUGUCGAGCAUGCAUCCUGAAAACCUUAAAACGUACGAAAGCUUGCUGUCCAUUAUGCCGCCACUCGCUUUCAGAAUCUGACCUCUUUAAAGCCCCUCCAGAAUCUUCCAAUACUACUACUAUAGAUUCCUCAUUGAGUAAAUCAUCCAAAGUUGAUGCCCUCUUGAAACUUCUAUCAGCCUCUAGAGAUCAAAGCCCAUCUACUAAGUCAGUCAUCUUCUCGCAAUUUCGGAAAAUGCUGCUUUUACUGGAACAGCCUCUCAUAGCAGCUGGUUUUAAACUACUCCGGUUGGAUGGUUCAAUGAGUGCAAAACGAAGAGCACAAGUUAUUAAAGAGUUUGGAGUUCCAGCACCAGAAGGGCCAACUAUUUUACUUGCGAGUUUAAAAGCUUCAGGUGCAGGAAUAAAUCUUACUGCUGCUUCUAGAGUAUACUUGAUGGAGCCAUGGUGGAAUCCUGCAAUCGAGGAACAGGCUAUGGACCGAGUCCAUCGAAUUGGCCAAAAGGAUGAUGUAAAGAUUGUAAGAAUGAUUGCUCGAGAUACCAUUGAAGAGAGGAUAUUGCAGCUUCAAGAGAAGAAGAAAGUGCUUGCAAGGAAAGCUUUUGGCAGGAAGGGCCCAAAAGAUCAGAGGGAGAUCAGCAGAGAUGAUCUUCGUGCCUUGAUGAACUUGAGUUGCGCUUGCUCUUAA